AUGAACGAGGAAGAAGAUCCCGAUUUAAGGUCAAGAAAAGAAUGUCGCGACAUAUUAAGAGCUCAUUUAAAGUUUAAUUGCGCGGAAGUUUAUCGUCCAAGAAAUCUUGAUGAAAUAAAUGAGAGAAUUGGAAUCUACUUGACUGACAAAGAAAGAAUUCAAAAAGAAAUCGAUGAAAUUAGUGAGCUGCUAAUACAAUCACAAAUAAGAACCAUAAGUGUUGAAGAAGCAGCGCGCGAAAGAGAAAAAGGACUACAACAAGGAUUUGAAGAAACUCUGAAUAAUUUAUCCUGUCAGCAUUUAGUGAAAGAAGAUAGUAUAACUAUCACAAUAACUGAACAAAUGAAUACUAUAAUAAGUGAUGUGGAAAAAGCACACAGCACAACAAUCAACGAAUUAAAAAGUACAAUAGAAAAUUUAAAUAUUCAGAUUAAUUCAGAAAGAGCUCAACAUCAAAAUGCUAUGAGCAAUUUUAGAAAUAUUUACAACUUUAA
Molecule: messenger RNA, 494 nt
Organism: Racocetra persica
Lineage: Eukaryota; Fungi; Glomeromycota; Glomeromycetes; Diversisporales; Gigasporaceae
Source: the annotation of a GenBank genome assembly